Poeciliopsis prolifica (blackstripe livebearer) is the source of this 5534-nucleotide messenger RNA. RefSeq names its product protein diaphanous homolog 3-like. Gene Ontology annotation, biological process: actin filament polymerization; actin cytoskeleton organization. The record is from RefSeq and is a predicted model, not a curated record. Lineage: Eukaryota; Metazoa; Chordata; Actinopteri; Cyprinodontiformes; Poeciliidae. Gene Ontology annotation, molecular function: microtubule binding; actin binding; small GTPase binding. Bases 412 to 4077 code for a protein of 1221 amino acids. Gene Ontology annotation, cellular component: cytoplasm; actin filament. The transcript has 29 exons.
AAUAUUUUCCAGGAAGCGCCUGAAACAUCGCUUGUAAAGACUCUGUACUUUCUUAUUAAGGGGCAAACGUAAAGGAUCUGCAACACACUGUUAAGUCUUUUGCAACUGUUUCUUGGUAUUGUAAUCUUAAGCGUUACGUGACAGUUCUUAAAUUGGAUUAGCCCACAGUUAAGCCAGUGUAAAAUAAUGGAUGUAGCCUACUUCUUCCUUAGCUAGGCUGAUAGCUGGAACUUGGUGCUACUACGUUAACCUUUGGACUUCUCUGUUUUACUAACUUAAUGGUAGAAAUAUGCCUCAUCUGCUUAAUAACUCAUAAUUGGCGAGAAGCACCUCUGUGAUUCCUGUCGUUACAGACAUUCAGUAACUUUCCACAGUUCUCCAGUCAGUUCAAGGAGACGAAAUCUAGUUAACAUGGAAAGCCACAGCCAAAGGUUUGAGUCCAGCACAGGGCGAGACAGUAAACAUCAAAAGAAGAAAGCUUCUCACAACAGCACGUCCGGGUUUGAUGACGGAGACCGCAAACCAAAGUUUAACUUGGCCUUUAAAAACCUCACAGACGAUGUGCUGGACAGAUUUGCAAGUAUUCGAAUUCCUGGCAGCAAAAAGGAACGUCCACCCUUAACGCUACCGAAACAUAACUCCAAUGACUGGUCCACUGCUUCAGCAUCAACCCUCCAUCAUUUUGAGGAGUUCUCUUCAAAGAUCACCUCGGAAAAAGAGAUCUUGGCUCUGUUUGAAAAGAUGAUGGAGGACAUGAACUUGAAUGAGGACAAAAAGACUCCUUUGAGGGAAAAAGACCUCAAUACAAAGCGAGAAAUGGUCCUCCAGUAUAUUUUUGCAGCCUCCAAAGCAGGAAGCCUGAAGAAAAGCCAUCAGAUAUCUCCACAGGAAUUCCUCAGUGAGCUGAAGUCAGGAGUGAUGGACGAACGUCUGUUUGCCUGUCUGGACUCAUUGCGAGUGUCCCUGACAAGCAACCCUGUGAGUUGGGUGCAGAGCUUUGGGCAUGAGGGCCUUGGACUACUGCUGGACAUUUUGGAGAGGUUGCUUUUCAAGAAACAGCCGGAGAAGAUUGACAAAAAAAACCAACAUAAAAUUGUCCAGUGUCUCAAAGCCUUCAUGAACAAUAAGUAUGGCUUGGAUCGAAUUCUGGGGGAGGAGAAAAGCCUUGCCUUACUAGCAAGAGCCAUCGACCCCAGCCAGUCUGCCAUGAUGACCGAUGUUGUAAAGCUGUUAUCAGCCAUCUGCAUUGUUGGCGAAGAGAACACGUUGGAGAAGGUUCUUGAGGCCAUCACAACAGCAGGGGAGUGGCGAGCCAUUGAGCGGUUCAGUCCAGUUGUGCAGGGACUGCGAGAUCGCUCCAUUCAACUUCAAGUGGCAUGCAUGCAGCUCAUCAAUGCCCUAGUAACAUCUCCUGAUGAGCUGGACUUCAGGCUUCAUAUUAGAAAUGAGUUUAUGCGUUGUGGCCUCAAAGAGAUAUUGCCGCAACUAAUGACCAUCAGGAGUGAGGCUCUGGACAUUCAGCUGAAGGUUUUUGAAGAGCAUAAGGAAGAGGACAUGAUGGAAUUCUCUCAUAGAUUGGAAGACAUCAGGAGUGAAAUAGAUGAUGCGGGAGAUGUAUUCAGUAUUGUGUUGAGCAUGGUGAAGGACAGCAGUGCAGAGCCCUAUUUCCUCUCCAUCCUGCAGCACCUGAUGCUCAUUCGCAAUGAUCACUUGAUCAGGCCCCAAUACUUUAAAAUCAUUGAUGAAUGCAUUUCUCAAAUUGUGCUGCAUCGCAGUGGCACUGACCCCGACUUCAGUUACCGCAAGCGCCUAGAUGUGGACUUCAGCCACCUUUUGGAUGUGUGUGUGGACAAAGCUCGUGUUGAUGAGUAUGAACAACGAGCCUUAGAACUGGCACAGAAGUUUGAUGAAGAGUUUCUCAGCAGACAAGAGGCACAAGCUCAGCUGGCUAAGUGCGAAGAACAAAUCGCUGAACUCCAAGCAGAGUUACAGGCCUUCAGGUCCCAGUUUGGAUCAGUGCCUGCCGGUCUGACAUCCGCUAAGGCUGGAAUAUCAUCACCAUCGCCUGCAUUUGCAUCUGUACCACCAAGCUCUGGAUCUGAAUCAGGGGUGCCGUGUCCCCCUCCGCCUCCACCACCUCCUCCUCCACCUCCUCCUCCACCUGGAAUGCCUCCUCCACCUGGAAUGCCUCCUCCGUUUGGAGUCCCACCUCCACCUCCUCCAGCCUUUCCAGCCUGUUUUGGUUCCCCAACUCACCACACGCUGCCUUUUGGCCUCAAGGCAAAGAAGGAAUUCAAACCUGAGAGUUCAAUGAAGCGCCUCAACUGGUCGAAGAUUCGUCCACAGGAAAUGUCAGAAGGUUGUUUCUGGGUGAUGGCUGAUGAGGACAAGUAUGCCAAACCAGAACUCCUCAACAGAGUUGCUCUUACUUUUGGCUCACAGAGAACAGAUUGUGAGGAGAAUGUAGUCAAGGAGGAGCCACCUAAAAAGGAGGAAGAGGAUCUUGAGGAAAAGAAAUCCAUAAAGAAGAGGAUUAAAGAGCUCAAGGUGCUCGAUCCCAAGAUUGCACAGAAUCUCUCGAUCUUCUUGGGUUCCUACCGCAUGCCUUAUCAGGAAAUACGUCGCAUGAUCGUGGAGGUGGAUGAGGAUCAGCUCACUGAACCCAUGAUCCAGAACCUUGUAAAGCACCUCCCAGAGCAGGAACAGCUGAAUGCUUUGGCCAAGUACAAAAACGAGUACUCUAAUUUGUCAGAGCCUGAGCAGUUCGGGGUUGUGAUGAGCAGCAUGAAGCGACUCCGACCUCGGCUUAGCCACAUCCUUUUCCGACUCCAGUUUGAGGAGCAUGUAAACAACUUGCGACCAGAUAUCCUGGCAGUAAAUGCAGCAUGUGAAGAGGUCAGAAAGAGCCGCGCUUUUGGCCACCUGCUGGAACUGGUGCUCCUGCUUGGAAAUUAUAUGAAUGCAGGCUCUCGAAAUGCCCAGUCAUAUGGAUUUGACCUCAGCUCCCUUUGCAAGUUAAAGGACACAAAGUCUGCAGACCAGAAGACCACAUUACUGCACUUUUUAGCAGAAGUGUGUGAGGAACAGUUUCCUGAUGUGAUAACGUUUAUUGACGAGCUGGAGCACGUGGAUCGAGCAAGCAGAGUCUCAGCAGAGAAUCUGGAAAAGAGCCUCAGGCAGAUGGAGAGGCAGCUGCUGCAGCUCAAGAAAGACCUGGAGACUUUUUCCUCCACCGAUGACCCUAACGACAUGUUUCUCACCAAAAUGGCUAGCUUCAGCAAAGUGGCGCAGGAGCAGUAUGGAAAGCUGGCGAUCAUGCACAGCAAUAUGGAGACCAUGUAUCAGAACCUACUGGAGUACUUUGCUGUUGAUCCCAAGAAGACGUCUGUGGAGGAGUUGUUCACCGACCUCAGCAACUUCCGUUCCAUGUUCACACAAGCACUGAAGGAGAACUAUAGGCAGAGGGAGUUGGAAGAGAAGCAGAGGAGAGCAUGGGCCGCAAAGGAGAAGGCUGAGCGUGAAAAGCAGGAGAGACAGCAGAAGAAGAGGAGGUUACUGGAAGUCAGUGCAGAGAAUGAUGAGACAGGUGUGAUGGAUAGUUUGCUGGAAGCCCUGCAGUCUGGAGCUGCAUUCAGAGAGCGUAGGAAGAGAGCGCCAAGACCCAGAGAUAACUACCAGCAGACGAUCAGCCCCAGCUCCUUCCGCCAGGUUCUCAGACCCGUUAACUAUGAAAACAACAAGGCACCUUUGCAAAGGUCUCGCUCCCGGCAGAAUGUAAAUGCGAGCUCGGCGGCGUCAAAACCUCCCCCUGCCAGGGAGGUGCGCAAUGAAUCUGAAGGCUAUCCGUCUGUAGCCAGGGCCAAGGUGUCUACCUGUUCUGAAGUGGGCCAAAAGUACAAAAACACUCCGGGUGACAGCCGUGGGCUGGACAGGGAACGGGCGGCGGACAGAGAAGUGGUCAAGCUGGCUGAGAGAAAGCCAGAAAUGAAAGCGGAGAGUCCCGUCCUCCAGACGGCCGCCGACGCUAACGGAGAACCUGAUGUGGAGGCUCUACUGGCCAGACUCAGAGCAUUGUAAGAUUAAUUUCUUAUCACUGAAAGAAAAUGUUACAAUACAGCAAUAAAUAAAUAAAUGCUUUUUAUGUGAGCAUAAAACAUUAUCUCACAGGACCAACAUUUCUAAAUAGAGGAAGGAGUCGCCACACAGUUAGUACAAUGAAAGUAAUGAGUCUGAAUACUCGGAUUUUAAUCCUUCAUUACAUAACGGCAAUUAAAAACAUAAUUAUAUCCAAAAAGAUUUAGCAGAAUAUGAUCCUGAUAUGUGUACUGCCAACAUAGCUACAUAUCAACCAGACAAUUUCAGCUCUAUACUGAUAUGAUAAUAUCAAAUACAAAUAGUACAUUUACGCAAAGCUGUUGAAGCUGCAGCACAUCGUAGUAGAAAAUAGAUAGAAGUAAGCAGCUCUAUGUAUUCUAGAGAUUUGCAGUGUUACAGAAAACUUUCACAUUAGUGCUUUUUUAGAUUGUGCGUUAGAUGCUGGCUUUGUAUGUUAGCAGUUUAACACAAUAAAUUAUAUUUGUUAAUAAAAACAUUUACGCUUUUUUUUCUUCUGCAAUAUUUGUACUUUUACUCCUUUCUAAGAUUUUGAUAUGUUUUAUACUCCAAGAACCUUUAAAAGUGUAUAUAAUGAAAUAUAAUGGACAAAGAAUUAAGCCAUAAUUAUACUUUAAUGGUACUUAAAUCAAGAUUUCUGCACAAUCUUAAAAACGCCUCAAAGAACUGUAUUUUCUUUCAUAAUCAAAUGUUUCAUUUUCUAGAUUUUCUCCUUCCUUUUUUUCCCCAAAAAGGACAAAUAUCUAAAACUGCUAUAUACAUAGUGAUUUGUUUUAUUGCUAUUGUUUAUCUUAUGUUGAUUUAUAUUUAAAUAAAAUGCUUUGAUUUGAUACAUCUGUCCUUAAUCCUUUUUAUACAUCUGUAUUUGGGUUUUUGACCUGUUGACUGAAUAUAUACCCAUACAAAAUUUAAAUGCUGAGGUUUUUUUUAAUUUUUCACUACUUUUUAUUGACUCUAAAUCUUGGUUGAACCGAAUAAUGUUUCUUAUGCAGGUCAAAUGUGAGCAAAUCUUGUAUUUUUAUCAUUUUUACAAAAAGAUUGAAUGCCACACAGUUCCAUUUUUGUUUUCUAAUAUUUAAUCAAAUUUUCUGAGAUUUCCAAAAAGGUAUAAAAACAAAUAUAAGACAUGCAGAAAUUUAAGUCUAGAAAAGUAUAACAUUUUAAAAUGAAACAUUGUGUAGUUUUUCUAGUAAAUGUCAAUUUGUUUUUGUAUUUUGUCUCUGCACACUGAUUUUUCAUAAUUUUUGUGUGCCUCCCCUAAAUUUGCAGAAAAAGCCGAAGUAUUGUCUGAGCGCUGUUAAAGAUGCCGUUUAUCUUCAUUCUAACAUUCCUUCUGUCAUUACUCGUCAAAUACAUGUUUUUGUCUAUCUGUAUUCGCUUUUAUUGAAAUAUUUACAAUAAAAUUUAAGCAGUUUUCUUUU